This is a messenger RNA of Trypanosoma theileri, 1317 nucleotides long. RefSeq lists its product as uncharacterized. NCBI's taxonomy places the organism in Eukaryota, Euglenozoa, Kinetoplastea, Trypanosomatida, Trypanosomatidae. The record is from RefSeq and is a predicted model, not a curated record. Bases 1 to 1317 code for a protein of 438 amino acids. The transcript has a single exon.
AUGUCACUUGCAGCACAUACUUCAUCAACGUCUGUGAAGUCGUCGCCUGGGGAGCAAUUCAUGUUAAAUCCGCUUGCCUUCCCGCCAAAUGGAGAAGCUGUUCUCCAACAGUCUCUGGAAAUGCAAAAAGCAGUCAUGCUUUCAUUCGAUUUGCGAACUGUGGAGGUGUUUCAAGCAUUACAGCAUAAGAGGACCCGUCACUUGGUGUUACGAAAACAAAUCGAACGACGACAAGAGAUGGAUUUUAUAGAUCAACAAGCUUCGGAGGUUACACAACAGCUUCUUACUGAUUUGAGCAUUGCUAUCCAUGAACGUCAGACAAGACUUAGACCCGAAGGGAAUCAAUCAUUCGUCUUUGACAACGGCGAUGUGUAUGAAGGUAAUUGGAAGGGUUGUCGCAUGCAUGGAACAGGUUAUAUGAAGCGAGUGGAAGCGAAUGAUCUUUACGAAGGUGAAUGGUUUCUUGGUUUGCGUAGCGGUACAGGGGCUUGCCACAGCCCUGAUUUUGGUACUUUUUACAGUGGGAAAUGGCAGGAUGGAAAAUGGCAUGGUCGUGGAGAAUUAGUAGAACCAGAAGGCAUGUACGUUGGAGAAUUUGUUGAUGGUCGCUUGGAAGGCUAUGGUGAGUAUGUUUACAAUGAUGGUCAUGUAUACAAGGGUGAAUGGAUGAAUAGUUUAUAUGAGGGUCAAGGAACAUAUCUUCUUCCAACUGGAGCUAAAUAUGAGGGUCAUUGGAGUGCCGGUACUGAACAAGGACGAGGAACUCUAACAUACUCUAACGGCGAUACAUACGUAGGUGAGUGGCAACACGGACUUCGUCAUGGUGUGGGAACAUACUCAAGUGUCUUACUUCAGUACGAUGGAGAUUGGCGGCAUGAUACAGUGCACGGUAAAGGAAAGUGCCGGUAUGCGGAUGGCUCCAUGUACGAGGGGGAGUGGUUUAAUGGUAUGUUUCAUGGUCAAGGGAAAUUUACCAGCCAGGCGCAGAAGCAGAGUUACGAGGGUAGUUUUAACUGUGGUAAACGACAAGGAUGGGGUGUGUAUCGUUCUGAAGAGGUAGAGUACCAUGGUGAAUGGCGUGAUGAUAAAAAACACGGCAGGGGAGAAAUCAGAAUUCAGGGUGGAGGAACAUUUCAAGGAAUGUGGGAUAAUGAUUUACCUCAUGGUGAUGGUAUCUACACCGCUGAUGGUGAAUCCAAACAUAUUGUCUAUGAGCAUGGAAGGUGUAUCAGCGUUACCAGACAAGAAGAGUAUCAAAAGGUGAACUUGCGGCUUUUGUUAGGGCAAGAUAAACCUGGAACAUGUACAAAAAAAUAG